AUGGACUCAACAUACACAGUGACACCGACUCCGGUGCAUGGACAACCUUCGUUUGCAUACUACGAUAACUCAACACAGCAACAAGGUCACUACACCAGCCAGCCAUCAGACCUCCAGUGGUAUGGACAGACACAGUACGCGAACCGGGGGAUGGAGCAGCCAAUCUAUCAGUCUCCAGCUAUGAACAUGCACCAGAUGGCCACCACCAAUGCCUUCCGUGGUGCCGCCAUGAGCAUGACUCCAAUUGCCUCGCCCCAGCCUACGCAGAUGAAGCCAUCUAUUAUUGUGCAGCAAGGUUCUCCCAUCCUCAUGCCUUUGGAUACUCGUUUCUUGAGCCAUGACAUGUACGGCUUCCCAUCUACGCCGCCACUGUCUUCUUCAGGAAGCUCCAUCAGCAGCCCCCCAUCCGCCAAUGGAACUCUCCACACCCCAAUUCACGAUAGCUUCUUUGGCUUUGACAAGGUGGAGGGCGUCAAGGAGGGGUGUGAGACCGAUGUGCACACCGAGCUUCUGGCCAACCAUGACUGGACCCGCACUGAUUCGCCUCCGAUGACACCUGUGUUUAUCCACCCGCCAUCACUUACUGCCAGCCACUCGGACCUGCUCUCCGCCCACUCUUGCCCAUCGCUUUCCCCCUCGCCAUCUCCCGUCCCCACCGACAUUCUCUCUCACUCGCAGACUUUGACCGCUGAGCACCCUGGUGCUUCUUUCUGCGACCCACGUCAACUCACCGUUGAACCGUCGGUGAAUGCACUCACCCCCCAGGAUCUCCCUCCCCUGCCGACUCUCUCAUGUGAAGAGGCGGAGCCUCGUGCCGUCGUGGGCAGUGCGUCUGUGACGCUCCCCGUCAACGAGAACCCUUCCCCCUCUUACACUUCAUCAAAUGAGGACCCUCUGAGCUCCCUGCCGACCUUCGACAGCUUCUCAGACCUCGACUCCGAUGAUGAGAUCAACCGUCUGGUGGAGUUCCACCCGGGCGGUAACGCCGUUUACUUGGGUGACAAGCGCCAGCGGAUGCACCAGUACCUGGCCGAGGAUGAUGGAUUCCUGAGCGAGCACAGCAUUGAGGAUUCUGAUGAUAGCGAGGCUUUCAUCUUGCCCAAUGGUAUUCCAUCUUUCGACUGGACCGAGUCGACUCAGUCCGCUCAGUCCGAGGCCGACGAGGAAGAGCCUAAGACCAAGAAGCGUAGCAACCGCAAGUCAUCCCGCAAGACCAUCCACGAGGAGGAGGAAGAAGAUGAUGAGGAUAUGGAACGGUCCAUGUCUGUGGCUCACUCCCACUCUCCGGGAGCUGAUAGCUGCUGCACCGACUCAGACCCUGCCCCCGUUUCGGUCAACCGCCGCGGCCGCAAGCAAUCUUUGACCGAGGACCCGUCCAAGACUUUCGUCUGCACUCUUUGCUCCCGUCGGUUCCGUCGCCAAGAGCACCUCAAGCGCCACUACCGCUCACUGCACACUCAGGAUAAGCCCUUUGAGUGCAAUGAGUGUGGUAAGAAGUUCUCCCGCAGUGACAACCUGGCUCAGCAUGCCCGCACUCACGGUGCCGGAUCCAUGGUCAUGGGUGUCUUGGACUCGAACGAGGCUAUGUCCUACGAUGAGCAACAAGACGCCGGUGCCUUAGGGGCCGUCAUGUACGAGUCCCCAUCUGGUGCCGAGGCCAGUCCCGACCGCCGACCUGCCAAGAAGCGCAAGCGUGACUUGGCUUAG
Messenger RNA from Penicillium verhagenii, 1707 nucleotides. It is a transcript of the gene sebA, whose product is annotated as putative C2H2 transcription factor (Seb1). The record is from RefSeq and is a predicted model, not a curated record. Gene Ontology annotation, molecular function: DNA-binding transcription factor activity, RNA polymerase II-specific; RNA polymerase II cis-regulatory region sequence-specific DNA binding. The transcript is spliced from 2 exons. NCBI's taxonomy places the organism in Eukaryota, Fungi, Ascomycota, Eurotiomycetes, Eurotiales, Aspergillaceae. Gene Ontology annotation, biological process: regulation of transcription by RNA polymerase II. The coding region runs from base 1 to 1707 and encodes 568 amino acids.